UAUAAAUACGGGGGUUGAGCUAGUAUCUGACACUUCAGCAGACAAUUGAAGCAGAAGUCUCAAGAAACAUCUCAAGAAAUGGCAAGUUUCACGUUUCAAGUUCUACUCAGCUUGUGUGUUAUUGUGCUGGCCACAGCCGAUGAAGAAUACCACCAUCACCCUCCUCCCCCCACCCCACCUCCCACCACCACCACCCCUCGCACUACCCCCAGACCUGGAUGUCUCCGUGCGAGUGACUGCCCCUACGGGAACUGCUGUCUGCUGAACAAGACGACCAAUCGCGGGGUCUGUAAGCCUCUACAGGCGUCCAGACAAACAUGUUACUGGAGUCAGGUCAACCCACGUCCCGACCCUCUGGCCAUAGUGACCAAGUAUGACCUUUGCCCUUGUGGAUAUGGAAUGGAGUGCACCAAACUUGAAGGCAAACGUCACCCAGUCUUUGGACCCAUCGGUAUAUGCACUUGGGACUAACUGAAGUAUCUCGAUGCCAUUUCAAAAUAUCAAAAUUAUUACAAUACCUGAAGCUUAAUGAACAACUAAAGCAACAUUUUGAUUAAAACUGAAUCUAAGUUUUA
This is a messenger RNA of Physella acuta, 575 nucleotides long. RefSeq lists its product as uncharacterized. The record is from RefSeq and is a predicted model, not a curated record. NCBI's taxonomy places the organism in Eukaryota, Metazoa, Mollusca, Gastropoda, Physidae.